Messenger RNA from Paramecium sonneborni, 1851 nucleotides. The record is from the annotation of a GenBank genome assembly. NCBI's taxonomy places the organism in Eukaryota, Ciliophora, Oligohymenophorea, Peniculida, Parameciidae.
AUGUCUUAAUUAAGAGUUGUUUUAUUAGGAGUCCUUGGCAAUGGAAAAACAUCUUUAUUUAAUAAAAUUACUUCAGCAAAUGAACCUGUAACUUAUGGAGGAAAAUCAGUCACAAAAUAAAUUGUUAUUGGACAAUCAAUGCAUGGAGAAUUUGAAAUUGUAGAUACACCUGGAUUUGAAGCAAGAGAAGAUAAAUUACUACAUGCAGCUGGAGUUAUUGCAGCUUUAUCAUAAGGAAAUGUUAAUAGAAUACUUAUUGUUGUUAAAUGCGAUAGAACAGAUUUGAUGAUAAAGAAUAUUAAAAAAAUAAUAGGUACAAUAUAGAGAUACAGAGAUUUUAUAACUAUUGUUGUUUCCUAUUGGGAUGAACUAAAAAGAAAUUAUAUUCAAAAUUAAAAAAAAAUAGAAGAGCUAAAAUCAGAAUUAAAAUAAGAGAUUCUAAACAAUUUUAAUGUUUCUUCUGUUAUAUUUUCUUCAAUUGAUGAUGAUCCUAAAACUAUCACUAAAGACAUUAUAAACAUUAUUGUUAAUUCUCGAUUUACAAAUAUUAAAUUAUUAGAAUCAGAAAUUUAUAGUCAAUUUGAUUUAUUAAGUUUAGAUGAUGAUAACGAAAAAGAAUAUAAUUCAUUUAUGAAUAAAAUUAAAAAUGCAUUUCGAAAAAUAUCACUAAAUUGUAUUAAGUAUAUAAAAAAAUAAAAUGUUAAUGAUCCUGAUUUAAUAGAUAAAUUACAUUUCUUAACAUUAGCAAUUAAAUAAAUAGCAAAUGAAGAGGUUGAAAAAUUUGAAAUUAAAUACGGAGAGUAUAUGAAUGAAUUAUAUGAUACAGAUGGCAUCAAUAUUUAAUAUUUAAAUCAUAUUUAUCUGAAAAAAGAAAUUAGUUAUGAUCUUGAAAGGGUAAUUAUGGAAGCAUAAAAAAAAAUGAAAGAAUCUAAGAAUCAUUGUUUUAACUGGAUAAAAUAAUGUCCAUUUUGUGGAUUAGUUUGGAUAAAAGUUAUUGGUUGUGAUAAUGAAACUACAUGUGGAAAUAGAGUUAACUCAGACUAUGAUGAUUUAUUAACAAAAGUUAAUCUUGAAAAUAAAUUUAAAAUAAUUGUAAAAAAUAACUUAAUAGAUAUUGAGAUUGAAUAAUCAAAUCAAAAUUAAUGUGAGUAAUCUUCAGAAAUAGAUUCUGAUCAAUUCUAUUUAAAAAACUUAUAUAUGCUAUAUAAUUCAGUCAAAGAUGAUGUGAUUUUUUAAAAUUAAUAUGGAACGAUUUUCGACAUAAAUACUUUUCAUUAAUUAAUUUGUAGUUUAAUUGAUCUAACCUUCUUUCGACAAUUUUGCCUUAAUAUUAAUGAUUUAAAUAAAAUAGAAUCUCAAAAUUAAUGGAAAUAGUUUCUAUCAUAAAAUGGUUAUUAUAGCCAGAUUCAAGAUAAAUCUUUGGGUUGCGGAAAAAAAAUUGUGUGGAAAGAUUUGCCUCCUCUAAGUGGACCAUUAUUAAAAGAAUUACUAUCAACAGAACUAAUUGAUUACUUUAAUGAUUAAGAAUAAUUAUUGAAAGAUGAAGCAAAUGAUAUUGCAAAAGAACUUGAGAGAACAUAUAAGAACCUUGUUAAUUAAGCAAUUAAGGAAUAAUUAAAAAAUGUUAAAGUAAUACCUAAGCAAAAAUAGUAAACCUAAGAAUAAUAACAAUAAGAUCCAUAAUAAUUUUAGGAAGGAAAUAUAGUUGAAAAUUAUAAAGUUCUAAUUAAUAAAACAAAAUAAGAGUAAUUAAAUGUAAAACGAAGAUACAGUAUUAAAAUGAUGACAGAUGAAAAUAUCUAUUCAGAGGCUGAAACUAAUGAUACUUCUCGUACACAAAUACAAUAAUGA